AUGGCGACAGAGUCACGCGCAAAAGUCCCUGCUAGGUUCACUCUCUUUCAAGACCUCCCGACUGAGUUGCGUAUCCACAUAUGGGAAGAUGCACUGCCCGACGAGAUCAAGCCGGCACUCUACUCGUACAAGCCAGGCUGCUGGAAACCUCGACAAAUGACGGAAUCCGAGUACAACUACGACCCCAGCAACGCAGACAACAACUGGUUAAUCGAGUUCAACCAUCGCAUGCUCGGCGACGCGCCGCUGAAUAUUCCCCUGCUAUGGGUCAACAGUGAGGCGCGCGACGUCGUCGUUGCCUGGGCGGCCAAGCAGGGCCUCGAGAUGCGAGAGUCCGAAGGCGAAGACAAACGCAUACGGGGCCCCGUUCCCAUGCGUCCUUUCCAUCCAGAACAAGACGCCUUGUACGUCUCGCUUGACGACUGGGAUGGAUUCAUGAACGAGGUGCUCGAGCUGCCCUUCACACUGGGUUGGGACCAAAUGGAUCGGCAGUUCGGCACGCAAUGCGAAGUCUACAAAGUCGCCGUGCCGGAGACUUUGUUUCGAGAGCGGGAUGCCGCGUGGAGGUCGCUGCCCGAGCUCUUCCAGCCUUGCCCGCUAGUGAAGGAAGUAUACCUUGUCCACGACCCGCAACCCGACCCCGCAGCCGACGCGUCGCUGUCAUCCUCCGGCAGUGUAAGCGUACAAAAGCGGUAUGAGAUUGUCAAGAAGGCUGAGGAAUUGGAGUUGGUUUGGGAUCCCGAGGGCCAAGUCUGGCUUGAGCAUGCCGCUGAGGCUGGUUCUCUCGACCAGUUUGUUCAUCAGGCUGCCGAGGAGUUGCUCCAGGAGCUCACUAACUACCACAUCCAAGAGUUCAACAUCCGUUCUAUACACGCCGUAGGGCAGUAA
Messenger RNA from Colletotrichum karsti, 888 nucleotides. RefSeq lists its product as uncharacterized. The transcript has a single exon. Bases 1 to 888 code for a protein of 295 amino acids. NCBI's taxonomy places the organism in Eukaryota, Fungi, Ascomycota, Sordariomycetes, Glomerellales, Glomerellaceae. The record is from RefSeq and is a predicted model, not a curated record.